CUGGGUUUGACCAUGUGACGCACAAGAGGCUGCCUCCGCCGCGCAUAAUGUCUACGCUGCCGCGCUGCUGAGCCCAGUAGGUGUGUGAGCGUGUUUCUGUGGGACACUUCGGGCCGUGGUCGAACCGAGCCGAGCCGAGCCGAGCCAAACUCCUCGCCGAAGAAAACUUGAGACGCAAAGACGAAGGAAAACGAUGGAGCUCUCGGCCAUGGGCGACCGCGUCUUUGCCGCGGAAGCCAUAUUGAAGCGCCGCGUCCGAAAGGGAAGACUUGAAUACCUGGUGAAAUGGAAGGGAUGGGCAAUGAAGCACAGCACCUGGGAACCAGAGGAGAAUAUUCUAGACGACAGACUCAUACUCGGAUUUGAGCAAAAGGAACGAGAGAGGGAGCGCAGUGGUCCGAAAAAACGGGGACCGAAACCCAAAAACCUCGCCACAAGGACGCAGCCGACACUGCGAGAACCAUGCAGCCGAUCCACAAAGCCCCGCCGGACGACGUCACACUCUUCCUCUGUGACCCCUUCCUCCUCUACCUCACCUCAUCCUCAAGCAUCUUCCUCUUCCUCGAGUCUGGCUCCUUCUCCAAAGCUCAACUCCCUGGCGGCCACCCACAAGCUGAAGAAGGACAUCCAUCGUUGCCACCGCAUGUCCCGCCGGCCUCUGCCUCGCACAGAUCCCAUGUCCUUCUCCAGCCCCGGCGGCUUUCCGUCUCGCCCUCACGCCUCCCCUUUCUCCGAGACCGUCCGCAUCCUCAACCGCAGGGUCAAGCCCCGCGAGGUGAAGAGGGGUCGUAUCAUCCUCAAUUUGAAGGUGAUCGACAAGCCGAGACGCGGCGGCUCGAGUGGAGGAGCCAGGAAUCUUCCGGGUGGACGCCACAACAUCCCGUCCCGGAAUCGCAUCAUUGGAAAGAAAGGAGAGGCUCCUUACAGACCUUUCCAGCCCCCCCUGAAGAUGCUCGGUUUCCCCAUGUAUGGAAAGCCAUUUGGGCUGCAGUGCGGAGGUCCUCUGACAUUCCACCCUCAGCCUGGGUCCUGCAACACCCAGAACCUCCAUCCAGCCCCGUCCUGCCCCUCGGCUCCCCCUUCCACCACCAGUGCCCCCAAAAGAAGGUCUCUGCCAACCACUGCUGCAGCUGAAUCCUCCAAGUCCAGUGAGGCUCCUGAAACUAGUGAAGGUCCUGUAGAACCCCAAAAUAACCCACCAUCCGCCACACCUUCUGUCUCACCUAUACCAGCAACCUCACCCUCUUGCAUGAGAGGUGAGGAAGAGGCCCCAAACCCCUCCCUGCCCCAAGAAGCGGGGGGUCAACCCGAACCCGGCAGGGUGCCUGUAGAGGGGGAUCCCGACUGGCACCCAGAGAUGGGACCCAGCUGCAAAGAUGUGGUGGUCACCGACGUCACCACCAACCUCGUUACCGUCACCAUCAAAGAGUUCCCCUCUCCUGCCUCUGGCCCCGCCUCUCCAGCUUCCGUCGCAGAAAACGGGACCUCCGAGGAGCCCGCCCUUCCCAAGCCAGCAGAGCUUAGCUCCGCCUCCUCAUCCUCUUGCGGUCUCCAUGGCAACACACGGGGAGAGCAGCUUAGCAACACGGCCAGCGACCGAGCAUCUCCAGUGCUGACUGCCCGCAGCGUCAUGAAGUUCAUGGUGGUGCUGGUGGGCGCCGGCUCCCUGGCCUUCCUCGGCGCCGUCAUCUGCAUCUUCGCCAGCGUGUACCCCCGCAAACGCGCCCUCUCUCUGGGCGACAACGGCACCCUCGCCUCGGAGAGGCUCCCGGAGCCCAGCUCGGUGGCGCACGCGGGGCCGCUCGGUGCUUUACACGGCGCGGACUCCUACGAUGGCGAGAACGGGCUGGGCGGUAUCGGCUUGGGGGUCCCCAGUCUGAACGAGCUCAACCUCGGGGAGGAGAGCGGCCGAGGCUCGGGGAAGGCGUUCAGUUACAGCCGCUUGAUCUGCACGCCGGUACCGCCGGGUGAGUGCAUGGGUAAAGACGGGCAGCAGCCGCUGGCGGACGACCCCCUGGCCGAUGACUGGACGUCUCUCAGCACAACGGCGGAGGAGCUCCGGCAGAUGGUCAUGCAGCAAAACGACCAGAUCCUCAUGGACCAGAGGACCAUCCGGGAGCUGACGGGGAAGCUGAGCGAGUGCGAGAGAGACCUGGAGGAUGACGGGCCCGGCCCCGAGCGGAGCAUCGGGGUUUGGAACGGCAACCGGAAGGUCAUGGCCGGGGAUGAUGUGAGUUCCUCGUCGGCCUCUCAGCUGCAAACAGCCCGCGCUGUGGAGGAGCUUGCCCGGGCCAUCAUGGACCUGAAAGACCGCAUUGAGAAGCUGGAGGCAGAGAUUGGCCCAGCAGCCUUGAACCUCACUGACACGACCCCAGGAACGAGCAGCGGCCAGGCAGUCAAGCCUCCCACACCUCCCACCAAAGGCUUCGUCUCCCCUGCGCCCGCACCUGCAGCAGCAGCACCACCAGGCUCCGGGGCUCGCCGCCCCGCCCCCAAACCUUCCACCAAGGGACCCCUUGGCCGUGGGAAGGGCCCAUGGAGGGUGGAGGACCUGGAGGGCGAGCUGGAGAGGAAGAUUAAAAUGCUAGAGAAGGAGCGGCAGGCCAUGAGGAAAGAGACGCAGGGUCAGUACGAGAAGAUCAACCAGGGCAUCGACACGGCCAACCACCGUGUCUCCGAGCUGGAGCACACGCUCACAGAGCCGUCGUUCCCGGACGGCUUCGUCCUGUCCUUCCCCAUGCGGACCAACUACAUGUACGGCCUGGUGAGGAAGGAGAUCACAGAGAUGUACGCCUUCACCGCCUGUGUGUGGCUGAAGGCCAAAGAAGGAGGCAUAGGAACCCCUUUCUCUUACUCGGUGCCCGGGCAACCUAACGAGCUGGUGCUGCUGCAGGGGGUCCACAACCCUGUGGAGCUGCUAAUCAACGACAAGGUGGCCCAGCUGCCGUUGUCUCUGCCUCAAGACGAGUGGGAGCACAUCUGUGUCAGCUGGACCCUGAGGGACGGCGUGUGGAAGGCCUACCAGGGCGGCAAGAUGAAGGGAAGGGGUGAAGGCCUGGCCGCCUGGCACCCGAUCAAGCCGGGGGGAGUGCUCAUCCUGGGCCAGGAGCAGGACACCCUGGGCGGACGUUUCGACGCCUCCCAAGCCCUGGUGGGGGAGCUCUCCCAGUUCAACCUGUGGGACCGUGUUUUGAAGCCCGCCGAAGUGGCCGCCGUGGCCGAGUGCAGCUCCUCCGUACUCGGCAACAUCGCCCCCUGGACCGACCUGGACGUCGACGUCUACGGCGGGGCCACCAAGGAGUCCUUAGACCCGUGCCACGCUGCUCAGAGAUCCAACCCCACGGGCCCUAAACAGUGAGAUAGUCUAGCAUGUUUAAAUCAUGCAUAAAGUGUUUUUCGGGGUGGGGUUACCACACUAACAUGAUGGAGCUAUACGGUUCUUUCGAGUUUUUCGUGUCGGUGUAUUUAGUUCUGCAGUAAGAAUGAGGUUAGUGGAAGCAGCAACCUUGUGGAUGUCAACGGGGUGACUAAACCAUACCCGACUCGUCGGGACUUAGCAGGUAAAGCUGGGGAACAGCAAGGAUCUUAAUUCACUUUAUUGUACAGUAGCUUGUGCUGAAACUGCUGAGGUGUUCUCUGAAAAAAAAAAAAAAAGUUCAGUUCUGCGUACUUGUAGCUUUUAUAUGGAAAAAGUUGCUCCCGUCGUUGGCUAUAAUACAGUAACGGUGUAUUAUUGUGUCAUGUAGCCUUGCUAACACAAUUUGUAGACCUGCAAAAAGCUUCGUAUAGAGAAAUAACCAAGUUUAAAAACACUUGACGUCAUACUGUACACUGCAAAAAACCUCUUAUGAAAUUAAAUCAUGUCUUGGCUAAAACCAGAAUGUGUGUAUUUGCAUGUAAAACGUAAGUGUCAGCGUAAGUGUCCAUUUGCCAAAGUAAAUGAAAUACAUGAUAAAUCACUUAUUCCAUCCAAACAACAGUAUGACGACCAAAUAGAACUCUAAUAUUUAUGUAUUUAUUCAACACUUUCACAAUUAACUGUGAAUCAAUACACAUGUAUUGAAGUUGCCAUUUUUCGUUUAGAUUUAUAUUUAAUAAAUAACUCAUGUGGGAAAAAAAUCUUCUUUUGGAAAUAUUAUACCUACUCUGUAAUUCAUUAGCAUUUUGUACUAAUGUACAAUUGUGUGCUAUUUUGUUUGAAUUGUAUUUACAGCAUAAGUGCUAAGCCAAGCUAGAUACAUUAGCACCAAGGCACACUACGACAUCGAAAUUCAUCUUAAUUUUGCUUGGAAAACCUGGAAAUGUUCUUAUUUUACUCCGUAUUUUAGCAGGAGUUGAACUGCGAGCUAGUUAUUGCGUUGUUAUUAACAUCUUGUGGUUGUCUCCAACAAGACAGCAGUCAUUUUGUUUUUCUUUUCCGUCAUGGACAUAUUUUGAUUUAUAAGAACAUGUACGAAAAGUGAUUCAUCCCUGUUUUGUCCAGCUGAACAAGAACACAAAACACUGUGUAGUCAAGUGUACUUUGCGCUAAAUGCUUUCUUUACCUCGUUACAUGAUACCAGGGAGUGUUUGGUCACACUGUAAAAAACAAAGAAACACGAGAAUACGGUCAAAAUAUUACUCUGUAAUAUAUGCAACAAAAAAAAUGUAUGACAUGUAAAAUGUUGAGGUAAUGUCAAAUAUUGACAAAUUUCUUUGUAAUUUUACGAUUUGUUUUCUUCUUGCAACUUCUUGAUGGAACCAAUAUAAUAUUACAAUUUCUAUGACAAUAACUGUGAAUAGUCAUGUUAAAACAUUUUUUGGGGAGUUCAAACCCCUGCCGAGUCAUACCAAAGACUAUAAAACUGGGACCCAUUACCUCCCUGCUUGGCAAUCAGCAUCAAGGGUUGGAAUUGGGGGUUAAAUCACCAAAAUGAUUCCCGGGUGCGGAACCGCUGCUGCCCACUGCUCCUCUCACCUCCCAGGGGGUGAACAAGGGGAUGGGUCAAAUGCAGAGGACAAAUUUCGCCACACCUAGUGUGUGUGUGACAAUCAUUGGUACUUUAACUUGAACUUUUUCCCUUUAAUUCAUGGUCUUAUUUUUACAUGAAACCUAAUUCUUGUAACACUUUACAAUUCUUCCUCAAAUUAUAUUUUUUACUAAGAAACUAAUUGCAUUAUUUGCAUAAUGUUACAAUUUUUUAUAUAUAUUUUAAAGUUAAAAAAAAACAAAACUAUAAUUUUUCUAUACUUUGUCUAAUUACUUUUUACUUUUUUUGAGUUGCUAAAUGAGUAAGAUUUUGUUUCCCCACUGAAUUUUAUGUUGUUUUUUUUAAUGUACAAAUGUAUUCUUGUAUCAUAAUCUUAAAAGAAGAAUAUGUAAAAUAAUAACAAAUUAUUAAAAUAAUAUCCUGUCCAAAAAGUUAGAAUUUUUUUCUUUUUGACCAACUUUUUUCCUGCAAUUUGUAAAAACAAAAAUCUGACUGUCAUGUAACAAGUAAUAUUUUAACCUUGUUCUCGGAACAUUGCAGCUCUGUUCUUUUUUUUUUUUUUUGCGUGUGUGCUGCUUUGUAUUACUCGCUGGUACCAUGAUCCCCACAUUCCUUUUGUGUUUUUUCAAGUGCCUGUUUGGGCUUGGAACGCCCUCAAUGGUAGUCUAAAACAUGUUUAUUGUUUUUUUCUACCUGUGUUCUUCUAAGUGUUGUCUUUCUUUGCACCCUUUUAAUGCAAUUGCUCUUGUGAAAUCGGUGGAUGAAACGUAAUAAAACUGAAUAUGAUGAUAA
This is a messenger RNA of Nerophis ophidion (straightnose pipefish), 5762 nucleotides long. RefSeq lists its product as uncharacterized. Bases 194 to 3358 code for a protein of 1054 amino acids. The record is from RefSeq and is a predicted model, not a curated record. NCBI's taxonomy places the organism in Eukaryota, Metazoa, Chordata, Actinopteri, Syngnathiformes, Syngnathidae. The transcript has 11 exons.